Molecule: messenger RNA, 1113 nt
Organism: Exserohilum turcica Et28A
Lineage: Eukaryota; Fungi; Ascomycota; Dothideomycetes; Pleosporales; Pleosporaceae
Exons: 7
Coding region: 1-1113 (370 amino acids)
Source: RefSeq, a predicted model, not a curated record
AUGGAUGCAUCUGGCGACGACAUCACGGAGAAAGUACAGUCGCUGAGCGAUUUGGAGCUUGCUGUUCUCAUCUGCUUGGUCGCGGACCAACAUUGCAUCAUCGAGACCGAGGCAGAAAGUACGCGCAGUGUACAGGAUGAAUUGAGACUGAUCGCGUCAAACGCGUUUGGGCUUGCUUCAGCAGUCCUGGAAUGCGAUGAGAGUACUACCUUGGACGACUUUGGGAAGGGUAUAUUGAUUCAGCAAGAGGAGGAUGAAUAUUUCGACAGCAGAUCUGAAAGAGCAAGAGGCGAGUUUUCAUCUCUAUCAGUAACGCCAGGAAUUCAUGAUGUGCGGACAUCCAAGUCGCCCAUCCCGAUCAGCCCGCUGGAGAGUCAACGCAUCGCAAAUAUCGUCAUCGCAAGAAAUCUGAACCACACAAGCGAGCAAGUGCAAAUCCAAGCUUUAGAGCUUCUGCGAGGAAAACGUAACUUCACCCGAACAGCUGUACAUGCUGCUCCGAAGCCGUUCCUGUUUAUUGCCUUGAAUGCCUCUGGAAGUUCACGACUGACAAUGCACUUGAAUGACCAGUUUUUCAUCUCGCACAAGCACCAGGUUGAAGACGGGCUACCGAAUCUUGAAGAGCUGCAGGAGAAGCAAGGCGUUUCUCACGACGGUGCCUCGACAUCUUCGGUGGUGCGCACGCCUCUGUUUUUGCCAGGAAAGUACAAGGCUCAGACUGCCUUGUUUACGCCAGAGGAUGUCGCACAUCUGACGAAGCUGACAUUGGAAGUCAAGAUCAGCUCGGAGGUUCGGGCUUACCUAUAUAACCUUGUCGUUUUCAUGAGACUGCAUCGAGCAGUUGCAGGAGGAGUCUCGGCAUUGGCUACGAGACACUUCAACACAUUGGCACAUACGCUCGCCCCACUCCAUGGCCUUGACUACAUCUCACCGUCCAUGGUCGCCUUGGCCGCUCGCAAGAUCUAUCCGCAUCGCAUUGUCAUCACGGCGCCAGAGAACGAGCGCAGCAUGCAGUGGGGAAGCUCAUUGGAAGCUGUCAAGGCCGUCCUCGAAGGUGUCACGGUCGAAGACGUCAUCGAGGAGGUGCUCGAGUCAGUGGAGGUUCCGCUAUAG